Messenger RNA from Impatiens glandulifera, 783 nucleotides. RefSeq names its product transcription initiation factor TFIID subunit 11-like. Lineage: Eukaryota; Viridiplantae; Streptophyta; Magnoliopsida; Ericales; Balsaminaceae. The record is from RefSeq and is a predicted model, not a curated record. The coding region runs from base 1 to 783 and encodes 260 amino acids. The transcript is spliced from 4 exons.
AUGAAACAUGUCAAUUCUAUACAUUUCGCCAAGAAGGAGGCGAGAAAGAUUAAUGAUGUUUUUCUUAUAACGUUUAUGGAUUCGCACUUGCAUUUCAAGUGUGGAAAUAUGAAGUCAUCAAAAAACUUUGUCCCUAAAUUCUUCAGUAGGAAGGAGCUUAAUGAGCCUCUACACCCAAGGAUAUUAGUCUAUUAUUCCAACAAGAAGAACACCUUGCAGGAGAUAAAAUGGGGGGAGGGGAAUAGAAUCAUCCCUGAAGGUGAAGAUGAAGAUGAAGAACCUAAAGAACCUAUUCCCAAACCUGCCAACAAGAAGAGAAAGGCUGAAGAUGGAGAUCAAGAUGUAGAUACUACUCUCAAACCUGCCAACAAGAAGAGAAACACUAGUAAAAAAUGCCCAAUUGCCGAGACUUAUCUCCGAGAGCAUUCUAGCGCUCUUGAAUCUACUCCUAAACAUGCUCCCAAACCUGCCAAAAGUCUUAGUCCCCCCACUGCGACGUCAAAUAAUGCAUCACUUGCACCUGCUGUUGGAUGUAAAUGUGAUGAGCUGAAGGAGGACGUCAAAGAUCUGAAAAGAGACAUAAUGGAGAUGAAGCCGAAGUUUGAUGAUGAGAAGGAGAAUGAGAAUGAAGAUGAGAAGAAGAAGAAGAUGAAUGAGGAUAUGGAGAUUGAAGAGAAGGAGAAUGAAGAUGAAGAGAAUGAGAAGAUGAAGGAGAUGAUGAGAAGAAAAAGUAGAAUGAAGAUGAGAAGAAGGAGAAUGAAGAUGAGGAUAAGGAGAAGAUGA